UCCUGGCUGCGGGGCCUUUCUGCAGCCAAGCACAGCCCUGGGGGUCGGGGCCCCUGCUCCUGCGCGGCAAUGUGGGCUGGGGCCAGUGCAGAUCCUGCCCAGGGGCUUGGGGCCAGACUGACCGGCAUCUCCCCAGCUCUGCUCCAGCACGUGGGGCCUGCAGAGCCCCAGCCCCGAGUGCAAGGUGCUCAGUGCCGCGCGGAGGGCCCCCAUGUGAGCGUUGGUUGAGGUCAGGGUGACUGGGGGGGGGGUGCAGGUGCCGUGCUCGCUCUCUCUACCAGAUCUCUGGUGCUUUGAGGGAGCAAGAGCUCAUUGCCAGGCCAGGGGUGCCCUCCCUGUCCCUGCUGGGCUCGGGGCAGGGCCAAGUAUCCCAGCCCCCUUCCCUACCAUCAUCCCCCAGUCCCCGUCUGCUCCUUGCGAAUGGCCAGCGGGGUGUGUGCCAGGGAGCAGGGGGCACCGGGCAGGGAUGGGGACCGUUGCAUUGUGCUGGGCAGAGAGGAAACGUCUUGGCGGCUCCAGCACCACGUCCUGUGCUUGGCUGGCACCUGCCAGUCCCGGGCAGGGCCGGCCCCGGUGCUGAGCCAGCUGGGCUACAGCGGGGAGGGGAUCUCGGGCAUGGUACUGCCCUGGGGACCAUGUCGUGCCCUGGCCCAGCUGAGCUGGCACGUGUGGGCUCCUGGUCGAGCCAAGGAGCUCUCCUCUUUUCUCCAGGGCCACUGUGCUGGAGCGCAGGCAGGAGGCAAACGGGAGUGCCCCGAUCUCCCCCGCGGCACAUGGGGCCAGGGCCAAGGGCAGAGCUGCCACCGUCUGCAGGGCCUGCACCGAGCCGCCUCCUGCCGCUCCCAGACGAGUCUGCCUGUGUCACUGCAGGGCAGCCACCCCCUUCCUGCCCCCAUGUCCUCCCCCAGCCCAGCCAGGGGUUCCCAGUUCCACCUGUUGUCAGAGCCAGGCCCAGCCCUGCACACAAAGCACGAGCAGGAGUCCUCCUUGGCACACGUGCCCACAGGUCUCUGCUGUGCAGUGACCGCCGUGACCUGCCUCCCCCUGCUCUGCAGCCCACGGGAUCCGGGCCCCGGCCACAACGUGGAACCGGGAAACUUGGUUUGGAUAUUUCCCCUUUCAGCUUCCUUUCCAGGAGAGGCCGUACGGAGCUCGCCAGCCGGGCAUGCAAGCUGGGGUGUGCAAGGGUGUGUGGGUACACACGCCUGUUUGCCUGUGUGCACACGUUUGUUAACAUGCCCGUCUGCCUGCGUGCGGGUGCGGGUGCGGAGCAGGUGUCUCCAUGAAAGUCCCUGCUCCACCCUGGCUGUGGCUCGUUCUUCCCGUGGGCCGUGGGACUGGGCUCACGCCCUUCCAGAGCAGCACUGCGGGCUCCCCUCCCUGCCGUCUGCCAGGGCCGGAGCCGCCCGGCUCAGACUCGCUGGCAUCAAGGCCGCCGGGCGAAGGGGGAGCAGAGGCCUUGGCCACGGGCGAGGCCGCACCAGCCGCCGGAGCCCCUCGCGCCUGGCUGGGGCCUGUGGCCGAGUGGGGGUUUAUGCACAGCAGCUGCGCCCGCCCCCCACCGCAGCCGGCUGCGGGCGAGCGGGGCCUUGGCGUCACUGCUGACGCGGAUCCACCCCCUCAGCCGCCUGCAGGGCUGUGACGCAGUGUGCACUGCUUUAACUCCUUCCCUGCUGCAGUGCAGUGCAGUGCAGUGCCGUGCUAGGCAGGCCCCCUCCGGGCACGAGGGGCCACGGACUGGGGUGGAGGCAGAGCACUGGAGGCCCCAGGAUUAGGGCACCCCCGCACCAAGCACUGCUAGCUGCACAGGGGCUCCCUCUGCCCGGGGGUCACAGAAGACCUGGCUGGGCUGCACGGUGCAGUACCAGGGUCUGCUGCAUGAACCUGUGCCCCCGAGCUGGGCUCGCUCCCCUGUAGUCCCAGGCUGCUGACCCACAGGACUGGCUGCUGGGAGCCGGGCGCUGGGGCCAGCUCCUCAGCCUGGCAAGGUGGUGGAGCCUCCAUCCGCCCAGGGUCACAGAGCCGGACACGGGGGGACAGUGGCCUGCCCAGUGCAGGCAGCUCGGUGUGGCGUACCCUGCUGCCAGCCCAGCUCUUCUGUGGCCCUGGAAGUGCAGGCCCAGGCGGUGUCAGCUCGGUCCUCGCUCACUGCCCGGGAGGGAGCUUGGCUCGCGCUAGCUGGCUCUGGUGAUCGGGCACAGCUGCUCUCCAGAGCUGCUUUCUCCUCGAGCGCUGGCGAGAGGGGCCCACGGCUCCUGCUGCCAGUGGCGGGACAGCCGGUCCAAGGGGCAGCCCCCACCCCCUUCCCCAGCGGGCUUCUGUCCAGGGCUGGCAGCAUGGUGCUGAGGUUGCUCCCGUGUGCAGCGGGCCGGGCAGCUCUGCCAGGGUUUGGGGGCUGUGGGGAAUGGCCAGGUCCCACCCGCAGCGCCGUGGCUCCCGCGCACGGCUGGGAGCAGACACGUGGGUCACGAUGGUUCUCCCUGCAAAACAGGAAGCGUUGCCUGGAGCUGGCGGGGAGCAGGGGGCGUGGGGGAGGGCGGUGUUUUGCUCCAGGGUUUCUGUUUCCCCCAAGGCAGCCCCCUCCCUCCAGCCAGCCUGCAGGCACUGCCUGCCCCUGCUUCUGGGGCGAGGCCUCGCAGGCAGGAAGGAGUUAAAGCAACCCUUCCCCGUUCCCCAGCUCUGAGGCCCCCAGCCUGACCUGGGGAGGGGGCGUAGAGCCAGGGUGGGCAUGAGUCACGGUGAGUGUCAGCCUGGGCUGGGGGAGCCCUGCCGCCCCCUGCACCGUGCCGCUGAGAAACCUGCUUCUCCCAGCUCUGGUGCCCCACGCUUCCUGGGACUCGGUGUGCCAGGAAUGGCCUUGAAAGGCUGCUGCGGAGCCCCGUGCAGCCAGCCAGCGCCUCACCGGCCUGCAGGCCCAUGGCUCAGCACUGCAGCACCCUGGGCCGGGGGCUCUGGGCCAGGGGGGCGGCAGGUCCCCGAGCCAGGGCUCCGUCACAGCCCUGGUCGCACCUGCUGCAGGGGCACAGGCAGGUCCCCUGGGCUGAGGGAGCAGGGCUGGCCUGCCUGGGCCUUGUCCUGCACCCACGGGCAUGGAGGGGAUCAGGCCAGGGCGGCAGCUGUCAGGAUGCUCCCAGCUCAAGGGCUGGGGGCGGGCGCCUCGUGAUCCUACCCUGGGCUCUGCCUUUGGUUUGUCCCCAUCCUGCCGCAGCUCCUCCGUGGGAGGGAAGCUCCCGCCUCCUGCCUUUGUCUCCCAGAGCAACCUAAUCCCAGAGCAUCUGCCCUGGCUUCGCCUCCAGGCUGGUAAGUCCCAGGGCUGCGCACGCACUCCUGGCUCUGAUCACACGGGCUCCCCGCUGACUCUGGGUCCAGGCUAAGGGCGAGGGGAUGCCCUUUCCUGUGGCUUCUCUGUGGAGCAGCUACCACCCCAGCCGGCCUACUGGGGCAGGGAGACCCCGAAGAGCAGUGCCCAGCCCUGCUCCGCACAGGCGUCCCCUGGGCCCCAGCGCGGCCUCGGGGGUGCUGGCGGGUCACCCUCCGGCUGCUGGCCCCAAGGAGCUCUGCUGGGACAUGGGAAAGUCUGGCCUCACCUCGGGGAGAAGAGUCGGGACUGGGGGUGGUGGCAGGCAGGGGAGUGCAGGCCGGGCCGUGGGUCGGAGCCAUGUCCCCUCCUGCUGCCUCUGCCCCGCCUGCCGCCCUCCUCGCCCUGCUCCUCUCCCAUGGCUGCGUUUGCUCCCUCUGGUUGAGCAUUGCCCUUCCCUCCCAGGCACGUUGAAGGCCACGGGGGGCCUUGGGCUGGCCUGGCCCAGGACAGGCAUCGCGGGUGCUGUGCAGUGCAGAGGCUGUGGGAGCUGCCCCGGGCCCCCCACAGCGCUCUGGGGAAGUCUGAACCCGGGACCCUGUGAGUGUCUGUCACCCGCCCGCAGCUGGGGCCCGGUGCAGUGAGCGGCUGUGCUGGGCACCCCGGGCGCAGCAUCCAGGGGCAGUGCGGCCCAGGCCUGCAAGGAUGUGGGGGUACAACGGGCAUUGAGGCAGGUCACAGUCCACCCAGGCAGGGAAUGAGCUGCCCUGCAGCUGAUGCUGAUGCUGGGCUCUCAUCAGGUCACAGGAGGGGGGAGUCCCCCACUGUGGAGGCCUGGGAGCUCUUCCAGACCCCGGCUCUGCAUGACAGCGGGCACAUCAGCUACCCUCUCUGUGCCUGUGGUGGUGGCAUGCAAGCCAGGGCCCCCGGAAGCUGGGAGACACGUGGAGGACCCCUGCAUUCAGAGCACCACAGACCGGGCCCUGUCCUGCGCACCGGGGCUUGCUGUUCCUCACCAGGAGACCUGCCCACUGCCUGAGCUGCUGGAAGCAUCUUCGGGCUGUGAGCAAGGGUCUCGCUGGGCGGCCGCAGGUGGUAGAAGAGCCCAAGCCACGCGAGGCAAGAAAGACCCGGGCGGUGUGGGGGAGAGCGUGCAGGC
Molecule: messenger RNA, 4457 nt
Organism: Alligator sinensis (Chinese alligator)
Lineage: Eukaryota; Metazoa; Chordata; Crocodylia; Alligatoridae
Exons: 2
Coding region: 421-1605 (394 amino acids)
Source: RefSeq, a predicted model, not a curated record